This is a messenger RNA of Podospora pseudocomata, 447 nucleotides long. RefSeq lists its product as uncharacterized. The coding region runs from base 1 to 447 and encodes 148 amino acids. Gene Ontology annotation, molecular function: oxidoreductase activity. The transcript has a single exon. NCBI's taxonomy places the organism in Eukaryota, Fungi, Ascomycota, Sordariomycetes, Sordariales, Podosporaceae. The record is from RefSeq and is a predicted model, not a curated record.
AUGUCUUCCUCGCAACCCUCAGAGAUCAUUCGCGGUUCUCAACACCAUCUGCGGCAGGAUGUCACCAAGCUUUGCCCCAAAGAUCUCGACCUCCUCGUCCGUGGAGUUCAGAGAAUCCAAGCGCUUCCAUCAAGUCAUCCGGAUCUCUUCGCCCAAAUCGCAAGCUACCACGGAAUCCCAGCAUGGUACUGUCAGCACGGCAACGUCCUUUCCCCCCUCUGGCACCGCGCCUAUAUCCUUCGUCUGGAACGUGCCCUUCGAAACGUGUUAGAAGAUGAGAGUUUUGAAAUGCCUUUUUGGGACGAAAUGUCCAAAGAGUCGGCCAAGAAAGGGCCUCCUUCCAACUUGACGAGGAAGACAUACGAGUGGAGUGAUGGUUCUGGCUCCAGGAGCAUUUGGAUGUUGAAUCGCACAUUCAUCUGUUGGGUUAUACUCAUGAGAAGGUGA